AGGGUCUAAAUGUGGCAUCAACUAGUAUGUUAGAAUUCAUCUCUGGCCUGGGACAGACAUGCCUUCUGAGAAUCCUAUCAUGAAAGGUCUUGUGGCUGUAUGUGCUGUGCAUGGAAUAUUUAUGGACCAUCUAGCUUCCAAGAAGCUCUGUGCAGAUGAUGAGUGUGUCUAUACUAUUUCUCUGGCUAGAGCUCAACAAGAUUAUAAUGCUCCGGACUGUAGAUUCAUUAACGUUAAAAAAGGGCAGCAGAUCUAUGUGUACUCAAAGCUGGUAAAAGAAAAUGGAGCUGGAGAAUUUUGGGCUGGCAGUGUUUAUGGUGAUGGCCAGGACGAGAUGGGAGUUGUGGGUUAUUUCCCCAGCAACUUGGUCAAGGAGCAGCGUGUGUACCAGGAAGCUACCAAGGAAGUUCCCACCACGGAUAUUGACUUCUUCUGCGAGUAAUGAGUUAGUUAAAACUGCAAAUAGAAAGAAAACACCAAAAAUAAAGAAAAGAGCAAAAGUGACCAAAAAAUGCAUGUCUGUAAUUUCGGACUGAUGUUUUAAGAAUAUGUUACCUUACAGAAGAGCGAGGGCUUAGGAGUUGGAGGUGGCAGAUGAAAGAGGAUUUUCAACUCAAGUCUUGUUUCCUGCUGGCCUGGUCUUCCCACGAGCUAGAGCGGGGAAAUAUUGAGCUCAAAUGGGUAAAUCGAGACCAGAAAAUUAUUUUUUCAACCUUGAGAAUCUCCUCUUACAGGGGGAUGCAUAUAACAGAUCAUGUAUGUGUAGUUAUUUCUAAGUAGUGAUUCUUCCCAGCUCUUUGAUUUCUCAUAUAUAAAAUAGGUGGGUCAUAGGUCUUCCCUUUAGACAUGAUGUUUUCUACUCAUUUGUCUCUCUGGCCAAUUGAAUUAUUAAUAAAAGGGCUGUAUUAUCAAAGAGUAUUCUAGUAUUUUUGUUACCUUUAAUAUUUGAUGCCUUUUGGAGGUGAAGCUGUUGGGGGAAGAAGAGUUUUUGGACCCAUAGAUGUUUGGAUGAUGUCUCUGAUUUGUCAUUUAGAAAAAUCUCAAAAAUGAUUUCAGUUGAAUAACUUGCCUUCUAAAUGAUCAAUUUACUUGUCCCCCAAUUUUAAAGAAGUAUGUGUAUAUUUAAUAGGGGAAGGUAGUUUAUGGAAAUAUUUUUAAUGGAAUAGUUUUCCCUUAAUAUGUAUCCUUGCUGGAUAUUAUUCAAGCUUAAAGUCAUCAAAAGACCCAGCAAAAAAAAAAAAACAAAAAAGUCUGUAGGUUAUUUUCUCUACUUCUAUUUCAACUUUGAAUUUCCUCUUCCUGUGCAAAUUCCUCUAGUCAAGUGUGAUAUAUCAAGAAAUCUGAGGAGGAUGCAGGUUUUGUGGUCCUGAUGGGCCCACAAGUUUUUCUAUAUUUAACUGGAAAUAUGCUUUGAUUUUGUGUUAUUAAUAUAAUUCUUUUGAUGUAGUCAUGAGUUUUUCUUUGUUUGCAUAUAAUUAAAAUGCCUGUACUCUACUUAAUGUCA
This is a messenger RNA of Symphalangus syndactylus (siamang), 1504 nucleotides long. RefSeq names its product otoraplin (gene OTOR). Gene Ontology annotation, biological process: cartilage condensation. Lineage: Eukaryota; Metazoa; Chordata; Mammalia; Primates; Hylobatidae. The record is from RefSeq and is a predicted model, not a curated record. Gene Ontology annotation, molecular function: protein binding.